Molecule: messenger RNA, 1115 nt
Organism: Helianthus annuus (common sunflower)
Lineage: Eukaryota; Viridiplantae; Streptophyta; Magnoliopsida; Asterales; Asteraceae
Product: E3 ubiquitin ligase BIG BROTHER-related
Exons: 8
Coding region: 195-887 (230 amino acids)
Biological process (GO): protein ubiquitination; negative regulation of organ growth
Molecular function (GO): ubiquitin-protein transferase activity; ubiquitin conjugating enzyme binding
Source: RefSeq, a predicted model, not a curated record
AGCAUAAUAUCCACUUAUUUACAGUGUGUGGACCGAAUGCCAAAAAAACACCGCUUUAUGGCUCCUCAAAACACACACCUCUUUUUUCUCCACUAAACUACAACACUUAUUACACUCUUUUGGCUGGCGGUGAACGCUACAAAGGCGGUCGCAUUUCUUGGUUAUUCUUCACCCCCAAUCAUCAAAAAGCAUUCAUGAGUAGAAUUGUGGACCUCCAUGAUGACAUUGCUGAGCAUUUGGUUGAGUUUUUUCCAAAUGAUGAUGGUCUGAGUUAUGAAGAGGUUCUCUUGCAACAGGCAAGCAUGUACCAGUCCUUUCAAGAACGUGCCCGAAACAACAAUAAGGGUAGGUAUGAUGAUGAUGAUGACAUCAGCAAUUGGGGUCAUCUUUUAGUGGAUGAAGGUGAAUCUUCAAGGAAUGGUGAUGUCAUGACACAAGAAGCCAUAGAUGAAGCUUUGGCUCGAUCAUUGGAGGAAUUAGGGGAGGGAUUCGAUGAUCUGCUAGUAUCUGAACUCAGUGGCAAUGGUAGUGCAGAAAGUCGUGUAGAAGCACCCACACGGGCACAAGCUGCAAGCCAAUCAAGGCAAGACUUCAUUGAUCCUGAUAGUAUGCAAUAUGAGGAGUUGUUACAAUUAGCAGAAUCCGUUGGCAUAGAAAACAGAGGAAUAUCAGCAAAGCGUAUCUCACAGUUACCAACUUCAAAGUACCGGUCUGGAUUGUUCUCAAAGAACAAGAAGGAAGAAAACUGUGUGAUAUGUCAAAUGGAUUUUAGCUACGGUGAUCGGUUGAUCACAUUGCCAUGUUUGCACCAAUAUCAUACAAAAUGCAUCACUGACUGGUUGAAGCUCAAGAAGAAUUGUCCUAUCUGUCAAAAAGAGGUGGUUUGAGCCUUCAAGGAAGCUUUUCAUGGAAAAGAUGCAUCAAUACUCUGCUUGCUUUAUAUAUACAUAUGUUAUUUACAUGGACCCUGAUGAUGAGUUUCUUUGAAUUUUUGUUACUAUGUGAUUUUUAUUUAAGCUAGUAAACAACAUCGCGCUUUGCUAUGGGCCGAGAAAACUGAAUUUACAGUAAUUAAACCCUCAUGAAAGCUUAAAUAUCGAACAUUCUGCUGGCAA